Cryphonectria parasitica EP155 is the source of this 509-nucleotide messenger RNA. RefSeq lists its product as uncharacterized. NCBI's taxonomy places the organism in Eukaryota, Fungi, Ascomycota, Sordariomycetes, Diaporthales, Cryphonectriaceae. The record is from RefSeq and is a predicted model, not a curated record. The transcript has a single exon. Bases 99 to 278 code for a protein of 59 amino acids.
CCGGCUCUGCUGAAAGCUAUGAACUUCUCAGAUAGGUCAAUCCGAAAAUCAAGUCCCUGUCCUGUGACCCGAUACUAUUAUGCAGAAGAGUCGAGAAGAUGGACUGGAGUGCAUACGACCAAUUCGCCCAGAGUGAGGAGGAGACGCCGCAAAGAUGUAGACCUAUCGUCAUACGCGGGCGUUUAGGAAGUGGCCAAGACGUCCGCAGGUCAUCAGUCUCCGCCCUUCAAGAGUCCAGCCCAGGUGGAUCCACCAACUCUUUAAGAUCAACUGACUGACUUUGCUUGUGUAGUCUGCCUGUCUUCUGAAGCAGAAGUACAAUAUGGAAGAAGAAGAAAUAAGGUAUAAUUACUGCCCGGCCCACGAGGCGCAAAUAUGUGCGAGUUUCGCUUAUGUUGUGGCUAGAGGUAGAGCGAGGGAUUCUGCAAAACCCAAAGAAGCGCUAUAAACGAAUGACAGCGCAUAAGAUGAUAUAUCGAUCUGGUCGUGUGUUCCUUUGGCUCUCCGCU